AUGGCCCUGCGCGAGCUGCCUUACCGCACCGCCGCCGCCCUGUGCAGAGACGCCAGGCCCGCCGUCCACGCCGUCCACGCCGUCCAGCCCCUGUUGCGCCGCAAUGCCUCGUCCGAUGCCGCCCGCGACGUCGAGUCGACAUCCUUCCUCGCCGCCCCCGCAGAGCCCGCCGAGGCCGUCAAGGACUUCGACCCCAUAGCGAGGAGUAGGGCGCGGAGGAGAGGCAACAAGCAGCUGCCGCCCAGCAGAUACCAGUACCGCGAGCCCAAAUACUACCGCGGCCCCCUGCACCCCCACCAGCCUCUGCCCGUCUCCGACCCGGCCUCGCGACGCUUCCAGCCCGGCCCCUUCACGCUGCCCCGCCUCGACCAGACGUACCAGAGCACCAUCGCCCAGGACAUCCUCGCCAUGACCUACCAGCACUACCCCCCGGGCUACCGCGCCCCCAAGCUCGAGCAGCGCCUGCGCGAGUGGACCGGCGACUCGCCCUACUACAAGGGCCGCCCCCUCCGAGGCCCGCGAGGAAAGGGCGAGGUCCUGCGUCUGUUGCAGGAGCCGCGCACCUUCCGCAACAUCCCCAAGAUCACAAAGGUCGUCGUCCACUCCAUGGUCCCCGAGGCCAUGCAGGACAGCGCGCACAUGCACGUCGCCGGCAUGGUCCUGCAGGCCAUGACCAACGUCCGCGUCGAGUCCCACAAGGCCCGCCACAACGUCGUCGGCUGGGGGCUGCGCGAGGGCCGCUACGUCUCCGUCACCGCCACCAUGGUCCGCGAAGACGCCUCGCACUUUCUCGAGAAGCUGAUCGACGUCGUCCUGCCCAGGAUCAAGGAGUGGAAGGGCGUCCCCGGCUCCUCUGGCGACGGCCACGGCAACAUCACCUUCGGCCUGACGCCCGACCAGCUGGCUCUGUUUCCCGAGAUCGAGGUCAACUAUGAUGCCUACCCGCCCAAGAUGAUCCCCGGUUGCCACAUCACCAUCGUCACCGACGCCACAAGUAACAAGGACGCCCGUCUGCUGACCCAAGCCAUCGGCCUGCCCUUUUACGGCAAGCUCAACGACUAG
Messenger RNA from Ascochyta rabiei, 1062 nucleotides. RefSeq names its product 54S ribosomal protein L7, mitochondrial. NCBI's taxonomy places the organism in Eukaryota, Fungi, Ascomycota, Dothideomycetes, Pleosporales, Didymellaceae. The record is from RefSeq and is a predicted model, not a curated record. The transcript has 3 exons. Gene Ontology annotation, molecular function: RNA binding; structural constituent of ribosome. Gene Ontology annotation, biological process: translation. Bases 1 to 1062 code for a protein of 353 amino acids. Gene Ontology annotation, cellular component: cytosolic large ribosomal subunit; ribosome.